This is a messenger RNA of Calypte anna (Anna's hummingbird), 1011 nucleotides long. It is a transcript of the gene CCNO, whose product is annotated as cyclin O. Bases 1 to 1011 code for a protein of 336 amino acids. Gene Ontology annotation, molecular function: cyclin-dependent protein serine/threonine kinase regulator activity. Gene Ontology annotation, biological process: regulation of cyclin-dependent protein serine/threonine kinase activity; mitotic cell cycle phase transition. Gene Ontology annotation, cellular component: centrosome; nucleus; cyclin-dependent protein kinase holoenzyme complex. Lineage: Eukaryota; Metazoa; Chordata; Aves; Apodiformes; Trochilidae. The record is from RefSeq and is a predicted model, not a curated record. The transcript has 3 exons.
AUGGUGACGGCGGGGAGGGGGCAGCAGGGUGGCUCCCCGUGGCGGCGGGGAGCCUGUGGCUCCCGCGGCUGCUGCCCGCAGCGCCCGACACGGUGUCGGCGUCCGAGGAUGGGCACGGCGGCGGCGGCGGGGGAGAGUCGGCAGGACCUGCAGGCUUUCCGCGACUACGGGGAAAGCUGGUACCUCUAUCGCAAGGGGCUGGAGAGCCGGUUCCAUCCGCAGGAGCCGCUCGCCCGGCAGCCGCAGGUGACGGCUGAGGCGCGGUGCAAGCUGGUCAGCUGGCUCAUCCCCGUGCACCGGCACUUCGGCCUCUCCUUCGAGGCGCUCUGCCUCGCCGUCAACACCCUCGACCGCUUCCUUGCUACCACCCCCGUGGCCUCUGACUGCUUCCAGCUCCUGGGGGUGACGGCGCUGCUCAUCGCCGGCAAGCAGGUGGAAGUGCAGCCCCCCAGCGUGAAGGAGCUCCUCGCCCUCUGCUGUGGCGCCUUCACCCGCGAGCAGCUCCGCAACCUGGAGUGCCUCGUCCUGUACCGCCUGGGCUUCGACCUGGCGGCACCCACCGUCAGCUUCUUCCUGGAUCACUUCAGCCAGGUGCGGCUAGAGGCGCGGGGUUUCGACGCGGGAGAGGCUGCGGAUGCCCGGAGCCUGGCGAGGGGGUUUGCGGAACUCAGCCUGGCCGACUACUCCUUCAUCAAAUACGCUCCCUCCCUGCUGGCCGCCAGCAGCCUGGGGCUGGCGGACCGGAUGCUGGGCCACCGCUGCCCCCUGGACCUGCGGGUCUGUGGCUACCCGGAGGGGCUCCUGCUGCACUGCAUGGAGCAGUUGCAGCUCCUGGUGUCUCUGAACGGACAGUCCCUGCCGCUCCUCUUGCCCCCGGACGUGGCCCAGAAGUGCUCCUGGCUGAGGAGCGGCUUCUUGCCGCACGGUGACACCGGCGGCAUCAACAACAGCCUGCACCUCUGGCAACCACGGUGCUUGCCUGGGUCCGGAGAUGAGCUGGCUCCGCGCUAG